This is a messenger RNA of Ceratosolen solmsi marchali, 1002 nucleotides long. RefSeq names its product putative odorant receptor 69a, isoform A. Gene Ontology annotation, molecular function: odorant binding; olfactory receptor activity. The record is from RefSeq and is a predicted model, not a curated record. Lineage: Eukaryota; Metazoa; Arthropoda; Insecta; Hymenoptera; Agaonidae. Gene Ontology annotation, cellular component: plasma membrane. The coding region runs from base 1 to 1002 and encodes 333 amino acids. Gene Ontology annotation, biological process: sensory perception of smell; detection of chemical stimulus involved in sensory perception of smell. The transcript has 8 exons.
AUGAACGACAACAGUAAAAUUCUUAGUAUUUAUUUUCAAAUAAAUCAAUACUUCAUGUCUUGUUGUGGAAUCUGGCCUUAUCAAUCAAAAAAAUCAGCCAGAUUAAUUCGUAUAUUUUGGAGUUUCAUGCAUAUUAGUGUUUUACAAAUCGAGAAUAUAAUUUUAAGUAUAAUAUUUAGCAAUUCAAUUCAUCAUCAAACAAAGAUAAAGUAUCUUCUAGAAAAAAUAUGUAUUAAUUGGAAAAGUUUAUCUGAUAAAAAAGAACAAGAAAUUUUAUUUCGUUAUUCUGAAAUUGGAAAAAUAAUAUCUCGGAUAUGCAUUGGUACCACUAUUGGUUCAUUAUUUUUUAUUAUUGUACCUCCUAUGGUAUUAUUCAUUCAAGAUGAACUUCAAUAUUAUAAAGGAACAAGAACAGAAUUAAACUUAUUCAUUCAGUAUCCUAUUGAAAAUAAUGAGUAUUUUUACUUGUUUUUAAUACACGCCUUGACAUCAGGUAUACUUGGUAUUUUUCCUCUUCUUUCACUCGACUCAUUUACAGUAAAUUAUGUUCAGCACGUCUGUGGAAUGUUUGCAAUACUAGGUUUAGUGGAUGAAUUUAAUGAUAUUGUUGGUACUUCAUUUGCUAUAAUAAUAUUAAUUUUAAUAUUCCUUACUUGCACAAGCAGUAUUGCGAUUUUCAUUCUAUGGGAAAAUGCAAAGGAAGUAAUGCGGUAUUUGCUAUUUACAUUUUUGGAAUUAUUACAUAUGUUCUGCUUCGCUUUUCUCAGUCAAGAUCUAAUGAAUCACAAUAAUAAAAUAUACAAAUGCAUAUUCAAUUCUGGAUGGUAUAAGUCUUCAGCAAAAACUGGAGGACUUAUAAAAAUGAUGUUUUUACGAUGUUCAAGACCGUGUUUAAUACAAUGUAUGACUUAUCCACUAACCUUAGAGAAUUUUUUAUCAGUGCUGAGACAUACAUUUUCAUACUUUAUGGUUGUUAGAUCGCGUAUGCUACAAAAAGCAUAA